Molecule: messenger RNA, 2106 nt
Organism: Ceratosolen solmsi marchali
Lineage: Eukaryota; Metazoa; Arthropoda; Insecta; Hymenoptera; Agaonidae
Gene: CycA
Product: cyclin A
Exons: 6
Coding region: 204-1592 (462 amino acids)
Biological process (GO): mitotic cell cycle phase transition
Molecular function (GO): cyclin-dependent protein serine/threonine kinase regulator activity
Source: RefSeq, a predicted model, not a curated record
AGAGAGAGAGAGGGCGACAGAGAGAGAGAGAGAGAGAGGGACCUUCCUUGGGGCGUCGAGGAUCUGUGAAACGAACGGCUCCACGGGUCAACGGGUAAAACGCUAACGCCUCGCAAGAUCCCCACGUAAUAAACGACGCGGUAGGUAGCUGCGAACGAGGCCGGGAAGUCGUCGAGGAGCGGUUGCGCAAAGGUAAACACGGGAUGGCAACGAUGCGCGUGCACGAGGACCAAGAGAAUCGUCGGGUUGGGCUGAAGGAGAACGUUAUCGCUGUCGGUCAGCAACAGCCUCAGCAACAAAACAAGCGAGCUGUUCUUGGAGUGCUCUCCAAUAAUUUCGUGAGGAACGCCAAGCCUGAGAUAUGCAAAGAUGAAAAAUACAGCAAAGCAAAAACUAAUUUUGUUCCUCCAAUUGUUGAACCCUUUACCAUUUAUGAAGAAAAAAAAGAAGAGCCGACGUUUCAAAUAUACGAAGACAAAUUACAAACGGAGUCUUCUAUUGUAUUAAGAGAUUCGCAAGAAAGUAAAAAAAUUGAAGUCAAACAAAUAACAGAAUUCAAAGUUACUGUUGAAAAAGAAAAACCAACAUUAGAAUUUAAUCCUGCUAUUAAAAAUGUUGUUGAAUCAUAUCGACCUGUUCUUCAAGACGUUGAAGAGAUAAAACAAAAAGAUGUAAUAAUACCUAAGGACAGUCCAAUAUCUUCAGAUAGAUCAGUAAUUUUAAUAAAAUCAGAAAAGAAAGACUUAAGAACCAAGAGGGAUGUUUGCAAAAUAGGCAGAGCAAACUUUUAUGACGUUGACGAGUAUAGGUCUGAUAUUUACAAUUACUUCAAAAGUAUUGAAGUGUUACAUAGACCAAAACCAGGGUACAUGAAGAAGCAACCGGAUAUUAAUUAUUCCAUGCGAACUAUCUUAGUAGAUUGGUUAGUCGAAGUGGCCGAGGAAUAUCAUUUACAUACCGAGACAUUGUACUUGGCUGUUUCUUAUAUAGACCGAUUUUUGUCUUAUAUGAGUGUAGUACGAGCUAAGUUGCAGCUUGUUGGUACUGCUGCCAUGUUUAUUGCCGCGAAAUACGAAGAAAUAUACCCACCAGAAGUUAGCGAAUUUGUAUACAUUACGGAUGAUACCUAUACAAAGAAGCAAGUUAUAAGGAUGGAACAUUUAAUCUUAAGAGUAUUAUCAUUCGAUCUUAUUAUACCGACUCCUCUUGCUUUCCUAAUGGAGUACUGUUUGAGUAAUAAUCUCUCAGAAAAGACUCAGUAUUUAGCAAUGUAUUUGUGUGAGCUGUCUUUAUUGGAAGCCGAUCCAUAUUUGCAAUAUUUACCGAGUCAUUUAGCGGCAUCAGCAAUUGCACUGGCUAGACAUACAUUGAGAGAAGAAGUCUGGCCCCAUGAAUUUGAGUUAUCAUCGGGGUAUAGUUUUCAAGAUCUUAAGGUAUGCAUUACUUGCCUCCAUAAGUCAUUUAAAAAUGCACCAAACUUGUCCCAGCAAGCGAUACAAGAAAAGUACAAAACUAAAAAGUACGGGCAUGUUGCGCUCCUUUUACCUCGAAGCAGCGAACCCUUUGAGUGCGAAGACUCUGAAAGUGCCUAAGUUAAAUUAAAAUAGUCCAAAUUUUAAUGAAAUAAACAUCACUCGUCUAUUAUCAACAUGUAACGAACCUCCAAUCAGGAACCCCUUGUUCUAUGAAGAAUUAUUAGGAGGGGAUUUGGGCAAGACUGAAGGACUGUUUCUUUUUUAGCAAAAGAAUAGUGCUUAAUAAUUAGCACCUCGAUAGUCAUCCAGGUCGAUCGUUCUAUGCGCGACCAAUUACAUGAUACAAUAUCGUUCUGUACUUUGGGGAUUAUCUCCAUUUGCUAGAUUUACGUGUGUAGGUGUCGAUGCAAAUUUUAGGUCUUUUAAAGAACUCCAUCAUUACAUUAACGAGGAGAGACUAAUGUAAUUUAAAAUUUGUUGGUACUUUUUCACAAUUUACUUUUCCGAGUUUCAAGUCAAUGAUUGAUAAUUACAUACUGGAAAGCAUAUAACUAAAAACUUACAUAAGUAAUCUUUGACAAUUAUAAUACGAAAAAACAAUGUAUGUUUAUAUUUAUACUUGACACUAAGA